GAAAGAAGAGGAAGCUUUGUUUAGUAAGCUGUAAAAAAGCAGUCAUGAAGACUAUAGUAAUUUUAACUGUGAAUAUUUUAUAUUUCUAUACUGUAUAUACCUUACAAUGUUUAGAUUCCACAGGAAAACCUGUAGAUUGGUUUAUUAUAUAUAAAAUACCCAAAAUAAGGAAGAGUAAAAAUUCAUUGGUAAAAGAAGGUUAUGGAUUUUAUUAUAUGGAUGUCAAUACUCCAAAGUUUGAACUAUCUCAAUAUGGUAUAGACACUACUAAACAUGCCUUAUACUAUACAUUACAACAGAUAUAUGGUGCCAAGCCAUCAUCAAUAUUAUAUGGGAUGUACAAUGACCAAACACCCAAUAAAAAGAUCCAUGAAGCUAAUGGCCAUUCUAAAGGAGUGGUAGCGUUUGAUGAUCAACAAGGUUAUUGGUUAGUUCACAGUACCCCCCAUUUUCCACCGUAUAUACAUGAUGGUUACAGCUGGCCAGAAAGUGCUAGAGUGUAUGGUCAGAUCUUUCUCUGUGUUACUUAUGAUAGUUAUCCUAAUAUAGACCAGAUUGGUACCCAGUUUUUGUAUAAUUACCCUGAUUUUUAUAACUACUCCAUACCUAUUAAGAUGAGGAAGAAAUACCCAAAUAUGUAUUCCGCCCUGUCUGGUAAAAAAGAGAAAUUUCCACAUCAUAGCAGUAUUAUCAAUUUAAUAUCAUCUUACAGUACAACAUUUACUAGCUUUGCUAAGGAUAAAAAAUUUGGGCAAGAUCUAUACCAUGAUCUAGUAGCACCAUUUUAUAAAUCUGAUAUGAGAACAGAAACCUGGGAGAAUGGGAAGGGUCAAAUGGGCUCUAACUGUAGUCAAUAUAAGGUAUUGAAUGUAGCAUUAGUGGGUAUGACUGAUGUCAUCCAGUUUGAAGAUACCAAAGACCAUAGUAAAUGGGGUAUUACUGAUUCAGGAUAUGUGUGUAUUGGAGAUAUCAACAGAGAGUCAUCUCAGUUUCGAAGAAAUGGUGGAACAGUAUGUUUUAAUAACCAUAAUGUUUGGAAAACCUUCAACUCUUUAAUAUUACAUGUUGAGAAUUGUAAUUCCUUUCCAUAGUUUUUAUGAUAUUGUAUCAAGAUCAGAUCCUGAGUACAGAUUGACAGGCCUGUCUUCCAUUCUGCCCCUUAUAAACAUGACUGAAAUCAAACUACUUACUUCUGGUAUUGAUUUUACAAUGUCAGUAAUUUGUAUAUAUUUAUAUAUAGAUCUUGUAUUUUUAUAUUUCACUUUAAACAUUCCUUUUUAUUGUUUUAUGCUUUACAUUUUGCUCAAUAAAAUAUUUUGAUAUUA
Messenger RNA from Lottia gigantea (owl limpet), 1325 nucleotides. RefSeq lists its product as hypothetical. The record is from RefSeq and is a predicted model, not a curated record. The coding region runs from base 45 to 1091 and encodes 348 amino acids. Gene Ontology annotation, molecular function: deoxyribonuclease II activity. Gene Ontology annotation, biological process: apoptotic DNA fragmentation. NCBI's taxonomy places the organism in Eukaryota, Metazoa, Mollusca, Gastropoda, Lottiidae. The transcript has 8 exons.